UGUGUCACGACGCGACAAAGCAGAAAUCAUAAUGUUGAAAGCUUUGGUGGGCUUGUUUCUGUGUGUCUGCCUGGGCGCAGGACAGGCACAAGUGGCCUAUGUAGGUCAUCUGUCUGAGCUGCGGAUCAAGGAACUCCAGGAUAUGGCCAUACGCUUAAAUAAUUCCAUCAAUUCGCAAAAGUAUGCUUGCGAAAGUUAUUUUGAUUAUGUUUGCAGUGAGAAUCGUCCAUUGUUCUCUGUCAUGGGUCAUAUGCCUCCGAUAAGUGCGCUCAUCGAGCUGCUCACCGAGCUUCAAAACGAUCCACAGAAAUUUGAGGCCAAGCAGAAGCUGAUGGAUUUUUUCAUCUCUUGUAAUGCGCAUCGAGCUCUAGAAGACUGCUAUCGCGAGACUUUCGAGUACUUUAAGCCCUUGUUUGGAUACGUUAUAACCAAGGAUCUGGUGAAGGAAAGCGCUGAAAUUAAGGACUUUUUGAAAGUCUUGGAGCUAUUUGUGAAUAGGACUAGGAUCAACUUUGGAGCCCAUUCGCAUCCUCUGAUCAACAAACUGUCAACAUAUACGGAAAAGUUUAAGACACCGCGUGUCUAUUUUCAUGCUGGAGACUUAAAUCGCGAAUAUGCGGCUUUACGCAUUUAUAGAGAGAGCUACGAGCACAAUGUACGUAAUUUGGAGGCGCAUCGCAAACGAAACUCCACUUAUGAAUUGGGUGUCCAAAGAACAAUGCUAGACUGGAGCCUUUAUAUAUACCAGAGUCGCUACAAACCAAUGUCCUACUAUCAUUCCACUUUCACAGUUCAUCUCUAUAUGACGCUUUUCAAUAGCACGGAAAGACAUCGCGAUUUCACACGGUUCCGGGAGGAAAUCGAAUGCCUGAAAUUACCACAGUUUGUGCACGUAUUGGACGAGGCCAGGAUGUUGGCAGUAAUAUAUUUGAAGAGCUUUAGAUUCGCUUGGCAGGACUAUAGCGACUGGAUAGUUUCAGAGACAGAAAAUCGCGAAAUUUACGAUCAUGAGAAUAAUAUACUAAAGGAUUAUCAUUUGAGCAAUAAGCGAAUCUUCUUUACCCUCUACGCGCAGAACUUUUGUGAGUUCGGUAAGGAUUUGGCCGAAAGCGUUUUCUAUCUUGGCCUUAAGCAGAAUGUGGAUUUCUUUAAUAUAUAUUCCUGUGGCUAUCAAUCGGAGAUUAUGAAUUGCAUAUAAAGUACAUUGACAAACUGUUUAAACAUAUUCAUUAAAAUAACAAAUAUAAG
Messenger RNA from Drosophila willistoni, 1248 nucleotides. RefSeq lists its product as uncharacterized. The coding region runs from base 32 to 1198 and encodes 388 amino acids. Lineage: Eukaryota; Metazoa; Arthropoda; Insecta; Diptera; Drosophilidae. Gene Ontology annotation, molecular function: metalloendopeptidase activity. The record is from RefSeq and is a predicted model, not a curated record. The transcript is spliced from 2 exons. Gene Ontology annotation, biological process: proteolysis.